Aureobasidium pullulans EXF-150 is the source of this 799-nucleotide messenger RNA. Its product is annotated as protein methyltransferase. Lineage: Eukaryota; Fungi; Ascomycota; Dothideomycetes; Dothideales; Saccotheciaceae. The transcript has 3 exons. The coding region runs from base 120 to 659 and encodes 179 amino acids. Gene Ontology annotation, molecular function: protein binding. The record is from RefSeq and is a predicted model, not a curated record.
AUUGCACCUUCCCCGAUACUGUACAUACUCCUCAUUUGCAUAUUGAACCUACUGUUUUGUUGAAGACUUCGAAUACCUCUUACACUUCAUAACACCUUACCUUUGAACACUUUGGUAUCAUGGAAAAUAAAAGAUCGGAGGAGAGUGCUGAGAAGUCGUUGCCGUUGACGAGGCAUUCUGAUAUUAGGUUGGUGUUGGAUACGCCGAAAGGCAGAGGAGUUUUUGCAGCGGCGCGGAUACCAGCACAUACUAUCGUGGAAACCUGUCCGGUAUUAGUCCUCGACCCGACAGAAAACAAAAAUCACGUGGAAAAGACGGAGUUGUUUCACUAUACAUACAACUGGCCCCUCACAAACCCCCUCACCAACCAAAAAACCACAACCCAAGCAGUAAUCCUCGGUCUCGGCAGCAUGUUCAACCACUCCUCCGUACACCAAAACAUCGGCUGGGAAAGGGAUAUCAAAAACGGUGUCGUCAUAUACAAGACUUUACGCGAUGUAGAGGAAGGAGAGGAAUUGUGUAUAAGUUAUGGAGAUAGACUGUGGUUUGAAGAUGCUGAUGUGGGGAAAGGGGAGGAGGAGGAGGGGGAUGGGAUGGACGUGUUGGGUGGGAUUUGUGUUGAUGUUGAUGGUGAGGAGGAUGAGAAUGAGAAUGUAUAGAGGGGGUUGGGAAAUUCAGACUUGUGUUGGAGGAGAAAGAGUGAUCGAUUCAUAUCGUACUUUCUUUGGAAAGGGGACGAAACGGUUCGAGAGAAAGUGAAAGGCCAGCGCAAGCAAGCACGCACGCAAACGAGGCAGGA